Messenger RNA from Botrytis cinerea B05.10, 1084 nucleotides. RefSeq lists its product as hypothetical. Bases 29 to 1015 code for a protein of 328 amino acids. The transcript has 5 exons. NCBI's taxonomy places the organism in Eukaryota, Fungi, Ascomycota, Leotiomycetes, Helotiales, Sclerotiniaceae. The record is from RefSeq and is a predicted model, not a curated record.
GAACGUGUCGAAGAUUUCAACUCCCAAAAUGGCUGUUCUCGACAAACUUCCAGGCCUGGAAUUUUAUUUUGAAGUCAAUGGAGAGAGACUUGAAGAGUAUGAUGACGACGAGGAGGUAGAAAUUAAACCAGGUCCGGUCGGCAAAUAUCAAAGUUCAAGAACAGUGGCUAAAUACAUCGAGGCUGUUACUGGUGCGGCUUUCGGUAUUAAAUGCCAUAUAUCAUCUGGUUUCAAGAUGGAUUCACCAAACCUCUUCAUAAAGGUGUAUGCGGACGGUAAUUAUGCCGAAGGGAAGGUGGCUAAGUACCCUUAUCUAGAAUCUACUCUCACUUUCGACGGACCACUCAUCUUUUAUCCUAUGUCAGGAGGCAGCGCAGAACGGUAUGCGAGGCAACAUUACAGGUUUUCUGAACUUGAUAUAUCAAGUGAUGAAGCUCGGCUCUCGAGCCUUAGCAAAGACAAGGUGAAGGCGGAAAAAGUUGGCACUAUCGAGAUCAAGAUCUGGCGUGGAUCUGAAUCCACACCAUCAAGACCUAGCGAAUAUGAAUAUCGGGCCAUCCCCGGAAAGUUUCAUGAGAAGGCGCUGAAAGGCCAAGCAAAAUCCCACAGUGUUUCAUAUUCACCGGAGACUAUUAUUCCUGCACAGAAUUACGUCCAACUAACAAAACUUGAUGGCGAAGACUAUCCCAUAGCUAUUUACAAGUUUAAGUAUCGGUCCAAAGAAUCUCUCAAGCAAUUAUUGAUUAUUGAGCGAACCCCCGAGCCGGAAGAGAGCCCAACACCAGAUCCUGCGCCAGAUAUCAAUCUUGUUAGUUUGAGCGCUGCUCAAAAGGAGCGCCUCAAGGCAUUUCUACGCAACGAAGGAAUUGCUAUGGGUCGCGCUUCUAAUACCCCCGAGAGAAAAAUCAAGCGUGAGAGGGAUAACGGUGAAGGAAGUUCAAACCAAGAACGAAGAAAGAGAUCCAGAACAACGGAGAUUGUUGAUCUUACUGCAAGUUCUGACGAAGAAGCGUGAUAGUGGAGCCACAUCUACAAGUUUAAAACAACGGGGAUAUCAUUUGCAUUUUAAUCUGGGGCGUUUUCA